Molecule: messenger RNA, 2529 nt
Organism: Closterium sp. Naga37s-1
Lineage: Eukaryota; Viridiplantae; Streptophyta; Zygnematophyceae; Desmidiales; Closteriaceae
Source: the annotation of a GenBank genome assembly
AUGUCCCAUCGGAUCGGGUCGUGGACUAGGAGUUUAAAUUGCCCGGACGUGACGACGGCGACGACGCAGUCCCCUCUCACUCCCUUCGCCUUUCCCUCGCAAUCCCCUCACACUCCUCUCUCACUCCUCCCCUCACACUUCCAUCCCGCACCCCAGCACUGGCAGCACGUGUCAGGAGUGGGCUACGCCAAUUUCCGCGCCUUCCUGCGCGCUCAGCGGGACACGUGGCGGCAGGAGCGCGAGGCAAGCAGGGAGGAGGAGAGGCGCGCAGCACCCGCAGCGCCCCAUGCUGACGUGGCUCCUUUAGAAGCUGUUGCAGGGCAGAAGGCUCAAGGGAAGGUCGAUAUGGGGGAGGUCAGCAUGGGGGAGGAGUUUGAUACGGGGAAGGCUGGUAUGGGGGUGGUUGUGGGGGAGUUGGGAACGGUUCAGGUGGACGGAAUGACAGUGGCUGAUCUCCAUGGAGAAGAAGAAGAAGGGUUGGAAGAACGUUUUACGAAGCCUUCAGCUGAGGCUGUUGCGGCAGGACAGAGCAGGGAGAAGCUUGAGGAUGGUGCAGAGGGUGCAGAGGGUGCAGGGCACAGGGAGAGUGGAAUAGUGGAGGAGGUGGCGAUAAGGGUUAGUGCAUCCAGUGGCGCAGGUGCUGGUGUGUCUUCUAACGCGGAUAGGGACGGGGAGAGAGGGGAUGAGGGAGGCGGGAAUGAAGUAGCAGCAUCAGCAGAAGCAGCGGCAGAAGAUCAAGGCGACAAGUCAAGGCCGACAUCUGCAGCAUUGACAUCAGACAGCAAGCAGCAGCAAGACAGAAUUGGCAAGCAGAAGGACGGCAAGCAGCCGCCGUCCCCUCCGUCCCUCCCUGCUGGCUUCACCUCCUCCAUCUGCAGCGUUCUCCCUGAAGCUUCUCGGAACGUUCUUCCUCCUCCUCCGUCUCGCCCUGGUCCUGGCAAGGCAGCAGCGGCAGCAGGGGAAGCGGAGGGGAGGAAGGGGGCGAGGAGAGGGAGCGAAGGAGCAGGGAGCGAGGGGGGUGCGGGGAAGGCGCUGGAGAGGAGGAGAUCGGCAGGGGAGGUGGUCGCAGGGCGGGGGAGUGGGGAGGUGGGGCCACCUGUGCGCAUGUGUGCUGUCUUCGAUGACUGCCUCGCCUCAGUGAACAAGGUGCAGUUCGCCCGGCACCACCCUGACCUGCUCGCCUAUGGGGCAGCGGACGGCACACUGCGGCUGUGCUAUGUGCCGUGCAGCCGGGGGGGCAAUAGGAUAGGCGGCACAGGAGGGAAGAGGGGAGCUGUGAAUGUGGCGCGGGUGAAACAUGAGCUCAAGGGACACACCAAGGAGGUUACUGACUUUGAUUGGUCCACGGAUGACGACUACCUGUGCUCGUCGUCUGCUGACAAGAGUGUGCGCGUGUGGGACGUGGGGUCGGGGCAGUGCCUGCGCAUCAUCUACACCGUCAUUCCGCAGACCUGCAUCAUCUUCCAUCCGCAAAACAACAACUUCCUGGUGGUAGCAAACAGCAAGCGAGAACUGACAGUGAUGAACUUCAGCACGGGGCGAGUGGUGAGCCGCGUGGCCAUGGACAGCAACGUCACCGCCCUCGUGGCCGACCGAACCACCUCCGCCCCCGCAGCAGCAACAGGCUCUGCCACCAGUGGCAGCAGCAGCAGCAGCAGCAGCGCAGGCGGUGCAGCAGGCAAGGCAUCUACAUCCGCAGCAGCAGUGGCAGCAGGAGGCAGUGGUUUCGGCGGGGGAGCAGGGGAGGCGGACAGUGUGGUGUUUGUGGGCGACAGCGAGGGCGCCAUCCACAGCUUCACGGUGGACAAGCAAUCGGGCGCUCUGCAGCGCCGCCAUAAGACUGUGGCUGGCGUUGUCCACCCGGCUCCUGUCGCGUCGCUGCAUUUCAGCCCGACUUCUGUGUUAGCGAAUGGGCCGGUGCUGCUGGCGUGUAGCAAGGACGGCUGCGUGCGCUUCUACACCACCGCUCUGGAGCUGAACGGCUACCUCUUUCUUAAGAUCUCGCUUCAGCUCUCCUCGCGAGCCACCAACAUGAACGCCACCUUCUGCCCCCCGCUUGGGCCCUCGGGGUCGGGGGAAUACAUUGUGACGGGCAAUGCCGACCACCACGUGUACUUUUACGACUUCAUGAAGCCACGCAGUCCGCUCGUGGCCCGCGUGCCGGUGAGUUUGGCACUCGCUUUUCCAGAGUCCCUCUUCCGCCCUGCAACUGGUGUUGCUCACGGUUCGCUCACCGUUCGCUCUCUACUCUCCCCGUCUCUUCCCCCUCACACCCCCACCUCCACCCCUCUCACGUUCAUCCCACUCCUCUCUCGAUCUCAGGGUCACAAGGCGAUGGUGGUGGACGGUCACAAGGCGAUGGUGGUGGAUGUGAGUUGGAACAACAGCAACACUGUGCUCGCCUCACUCUCCCCCUCUCCCCCUCCUUAUCUCCCUGCUCUCCUCCCACUUUCCUCCCUCUCAGGGUCACAAGGCGAUGGUGGUGGAUGUGAGUUGGAACAACAGCAACAUGGUGCUUGCCUCCUGUGA